Molecule: messenger RNA, 2539 nt
Organism: Ictidomys tridecemlineatus (thirteen-lined ground squirrel)
Lineage: Eukaryota; Metazoa; Chordata; Mammalia; Rodentia; Sciuridae
Gene: Grk6
Product: G protein-coupled receptor kinase 6
Biological process (GO): regulation of signal transduction; protein phosphorylation; signal transduction
Cellular component (GO): cytoplasm
Molecular function (GO): ATP binding; G protein-coupled receptor kinase activity
Source: RefSeq, a predicted model, not a curated record
AACAUCGUAGCGAACACGGUGCUACUCAAGGCCCGGGAAGGUGGUGGUGGAAAUCGAAAAGGCAAGAGCAAGAAAUGGCGGCAGAUGCUUCAGUUCCCCCACAUCAGCCAGUGUGAAGAGCUUCGGCUCAGCCUCGAGCGUGACUACCACAGCCUGUGUGAGCGGCAGCCCAUCGGGCGCCUGCUGUUCCGUGAGUUCUGCGCCACGAGGCCUGAGCUGACCCGCUGCACUGCCUUCCUGGAUGGGGUGGCUGAGUACGAAGUGACCCCUGACGAGAAGCGGAAGGCAUGUGGGCGGCGGCUAAUGCAGAAUUUUCUGAGCCACACGGGUCCUGACCUCAUCCCUGAGGUUCCUCGGCAGCUGGUUACUAACUGCGCCCAGCGGCUGGAGCAGGGGCCCUGCAAAGACCUCUUCCAGGAGCUGACCCGGCUGACCCACGAGUACCUGAGCAUGGCCCCUUUUGCCGACUACCUCGACAGCAUCUACUUCAACCGAUUCCUGCAGUGGAAGUGGCUGGAAAGGCAGCCAGUGACCAAAAACACCUUCAGGCAGUACCGAGUCCUGGGCAAAGGUGGCUUUGGGGAGGUAUGUGCUUGCCAGGUGCGUGCAACAGGCAAGAUGUAUGCCUGCAAGAAGCUGGAGAAAAAGCGGAUCAAGAAGCGGAAAGGGGAGGCCAUGGCACUAAAUGAGAAGCAGAUCCUGGAGAAAGUGAACAGUAGGUUUGUAGUGAGCUUAGCCUAUGCCUAUGAGACCAAGGACGCACUGUGCCUCGUGCUGACACUGAUGAAUGGAGGCGACCUCAAGUUCCACAUCUACCACAUGGGCCAGGCUGGCUUUCCUGAAGCACGAGCUGUCUUCUACGCUGCUGAGAUCUGCUGUGGCCUAGAGGACCUGCACCGGGAGCGGAUUGUGUACAGGGACCUGAAGCCAGAGAACAUCCUACUGGAUGACCAUGGCCACAUCCGCAUCUCUGACCUGGGACUGGCUGUGCAUGUACCAGAAGGCCAGACCAUCAAAGGCCGGGUGGGCACCGUGGGCUACAUGGCUCCAGAGGUGGUAAAGAAUGAGCGGUACACAUUCAGCCCUGACUGGUGGGCAUUAGGCUGCCUCCUGUAUGAGAUGAUCGCAGGCCAGUCGCCCUUCCAGCAAAGGAAAAAGAAGAUCAAGCGGGAGGAGGUGGAACGGCUGGUGAAGGAAGUGCCUGAGGAGUAUUCUGAGCGCUUUUCCCCGCAGGCCCGCUCACUCUGCUCCCAGCUUCUCUGCAAAGACCCUGCGGAGCGCCUAGGGUGUCGUGGGGGUGGCGCUCGAGAGGUGAAGGAGCACCCCCUUUUCAAGAAACUGAACUUCAAGCGGCUGGGAGCUGGCAUGCUGGAACCGCCCUUUAAGCCUGAUCCCCAGGCUAUUUAUUGCAAGGAUGUUCUGGAUAUUGAACAAUUCUCUACAGUUAAAGGUGUGGAGCUGGAGCCCACCGACCAGGAUUUCUACCAGAAGUUUGCCACUGGCAGUGUGCCCAUCCCUUGGCAGAACGAGAUGGUAGAGACUGAGUGCUUCCAGGAGCUGAAUGUUUUUGGGCUGGAUGGCUCAGUUCCACCAGACCUGGACUGGAAAGGCCAGCCGCCUGCACCCCCCAAGAAAGGACUGCUGCAGAGACUCUUUAGUCGCCAGGAUUGCUGUGGGAACUGCAGCGACAGUGAGGAAGAACUCCCCACCCGCCUCUAGUCCCCAGCCUGAGGCCCCCACCGGCGAUUGGCGGUAGCAGCUACUCUGAACGCUGUUUACAGUUUUGCACAGUGGUCUUCCCCAUUGUCCACUCAAGUCGUGGCCUGGGGAACACAGCCGGAGCUGUCCCCAGUGUCCUCUGCCCCUCAGUCCCUGGCCUGGCUGAGUUUGGCAAGGACUGGGCCGUCCCUGGGACAAAGGUGCGUCCCUUCAGCUCUUCUCUGGAGCUCGGGGCUUUCUGUAUUUAUGUAUUUGUACGAGUGUCUAUCGCAACCAGAGCGCUCUUAAUUCCCACCCCAGACCGGCGCCCUGGCUUCCCCUCCUCUGUGCAGCCAGCCCUGGUCAGGAGAGCUAGGAGCUGGCAGAGGAGUUACUGCCAAAUGAGGCUUCUCAGGCCCAGCUCAGAUCGCCUGAGGCUGGGCCAGGCCACACCCUUGAGUCCCCAGCACUGCAUUGGCCACCACCAACCUCCAAAUGACAGUUGUGCCUGCCCCCACUGUCCUGGGCUCAGGCCACCACCAUUUCAGACCCAAUAUUGUCCCUUCAAGCACUUGUUAGACUGGAUCUGGGGCUUCAGUGUCCCCUAGGCCUGUGCCAAAGUGUGACCAGAGAUUGGGCUGACCAUGAGACCCAUCAGUCCACUGCCCAGGUUGUCCCAGAUGGGUCUUUCUCUGCCUUCCAGCUCCCAGGGCACUUUGUCUCUUAUGCUGGGCCCUGUCCUGAAGACACCUCUUCAGAAAUGCUCCAGCUCAGACCAUAGGAGGGUGUGGGGUGUCCUGGCCAAACCUCCAUCAUUCCAGAAUCUCUUCAUAACAACAGA